AUGACGGCUGUCACCUUUAAACAUAACCUCAAAAUUACAUUAGAAAUUAGAUAAUUUUUUAGGGUUGAAUUUAAACCAAAGACAGCUUUAAGGGUAUUGUUUCUUUCAAGCAAAUUUUGCUUUGAUCGAACAGCAAGAUUUCAAUAACGUACACCCUAAAAUAAAAAGGGAGCACACUGCAAAUUAUCACAGGAAAUGUCUGAACAUCAAGGCGUUUCACAAAAACGAUGGGGUCACUUAAGAAAAGUGCUGGAACGCCCCGGUCCCUUCAGUCACCCAGAUUUUGAACCGUCAUCCGAAAUUCUCGAUUUUAUUAUGACAACGUGCAAGUUAUUGGUUAUCGGAGCGGGAGGUUUAGGAUGCGAAUUACUAAAGGAUUUGGCAUUAAUGGGCUUUAAACAAAUUCACGUUAUCGAUAUGGACACGAUCGAACUAUCGAAUUUAAACAGACAGUUUUUAUUCCGUCAAGAAGAUAUUGGUUCUUCUAAAGCCGAGGUUGCGGCAUCUUUUAUUAAUAGAAAAGUAAAAGGGUGUCAAGUGACCCCUCAUUUUUGUAAAAUUCAGGAUUACGAUGAAACGUUUUACAGGCAAUUUCACUUGGUAGUUUGUGGGUUAGAUUCAAUAGUGGCACGACGUUGGAUUAAUGGAAUGUUGAUUUCACUAUUAAAUUAUGAAGACGGGACAUUAGAUCAAACGAGUAUUAUACCUAUGAUUGAUGGAGGAACGGAGGGCUUUAAAGGUCAUGCUAGAGUAAUUUUACCUGGAGUUAGUGCUUGUAUAGAUUGCACCUUGGACUUGUAUCCUCCACAAAUUACUUAUCCUCUAUGCACAAUUGCCAAUACUCCUCGCUUGCCAGAGCAUUGUAUUGAAUAUGUGAAAAUAAUUCAGUGGCCUAAAGAAAAUCCUUGGGGAUCUCUAAUUGAUGGGGACGAUCCCCAACAUAUAUUAUGGAUUUAUGAAAAAUCGUUGGAGAGAUCUACUCAAUUUAAUAUAGUAGGGGUUACUUAUAGGCUCGUGCAAGGAGUUGUAAAAAAUAUUAUCCCCGCUGUGGCUUCAACAAAUGCGGUUAUAGCUGCAAUGUGUGCAACUGAGGUUUUUAAAUUAGCAACAAGCUGUUGCGUACCUCUCAAUAAUUACCUAGUUUUUAACGAUGUGGACGGCAUUUACACGUACACAUUUGAGGCAGAGAAAAAAGAAAACUGUUUGGCAUGCUCCCAGAUACCUCAAACAUUAUUGAUACAAGACCCGGAACAAAUGAAGCUUAAAAAUCUGCUCGAUGUAUUUUGCGAAAGCGCAGCUUAUCAAAUGAAAAAUCCAGGACUCACGACGUAUAUUAACGGAAAAAAUAAAACUUUAUACAUUUCUACAAUUAAAAACAUUGAAGAAAAGACUCGGGAAAAUUUAACUAAAACCUUGUUAGAAUUAGGAUUACAAGAUGGAUCUGAAAUAAUGGUCGCGGAUCUAACUUCUCCCAAUGUUCUCUCUGUCCGUUUGAAAUUUGCUAGCAAAAAUGUUGAUACUUGAAAAUAUUUUCAAAUAAAAUGUUAAAUGAAA
This is a messenger RNA of Photinus pyralis (common eastern firefly), 1554 nucleotides long. RefSeq names its product NEDD8-activating enzyme E1 catalytic subunit (gene Uba3). Gene Ontology annotation, molecular function: NEDD8 activating enzyme activity. The coding region runs from base 196 to 1524 and encodes 442 amino acids. Gene Ontology annotation, biological process: protein neddylation. Gene Ontology annotation, cellular component: nucleus; cytoplasm. The transcript is spliced from 3 exons. NCBI's taxonomy places the organism in Eukaryota, Metazoa, Arthropoda, Insecta, Coleoptera, Lampyridae. The record is from RefSeq and is a predicted model, not a curated record.